Schistosoma intercalatum is the source of this 5547-nucleotide messenger RNA. NCBI's taxonomy places the organism in Eukaryota, Metazoa, Platyhelminthes, Trematoda, Strigeidida, Schistosomatidae. The record is from the annotation of a GenBank genome assembly.
UCUCACUCUGUCCUUUUUUAGUACCGUCCAAUCGUUGUUCAUUCUUCUCAUGCUUGUCUCCAUUUUUCGGUGUAAUGUGUUCUUUGGUCUUCCUCUUCUCCUUUGGCCCUGAGUAUCCCACGUGAGGGCUUGCCUUGUGAUGCAAUUGGGUUCUCUCCCCAAUGUGUGUCCUAUCUACUUCCAGCGCUUCCUGGGAUUUGGUUUGUUCUCUCCCACAGUAGAUUGUUGCUGAUAGUGUCUGGUCAACAGAUCCCAAGUCUUUUGCGUAGACAAGUAAACUGAGUCAUGUUGGUAGGCGUAGACUACCUGGUUGGGGACCGCAAGAUGAUAGCAAGCGAUGGCUAGAGACCCUGAAUGACAUGGCUCAAAAUCAUUUGCAAUGGCGCAAGUUUUGGUGGAGCUUUGUUCUCUGAGCUGGAUGGGUUGGUCGUGGAGCUUUCAUCGUUCUUCUGAACGACAUCAUCCACCAUCUCAACGGCGCAAGUUCAUCCACUUUUGUGCUCUCCCAAAUUCUAAUCUCCUGAUUCCUUCUUGUCACUUCUUUCUCUUCCCAAAUUUAUUUCACUGUAUUAUACUCCUUGAAUAACAUCUUCAAACCCUAAUGUUUCCGAUUACUGCUUAUACUCUUACUAUCUCUACCACUAUGGGGUUUGAAUCGACAACUGCAUCUCUGUGCUAAUGUGGUAUGGCAACUCGAACUGAUGUACGUACGUAGGAAGUUCUACGUUGUUACUGACUGACUGAUUGCUUAGACAACUAUUAAUCAACACUUGUAUCUUCUGGAUGAUGGCUUUCGUGGUUCUCCAAGUUUCCGCCCCAUAUAGUAGAACUGUUUUGACAUUUGUAUUGAAAAUUCUGACUUUGGUGUCAGUUGACAGUUGUUUUGAGUUCCAGAUGUUCUUCAGUUGUAGAUAUGCUGAUCUUGGUUUGCCGAUCCGCGUCUUUACAUCUGCAUCAGAUCUACUGUGUUCAUCAGUGAUGCUGCCCAGAUAUGUAAGGGCUUUUACAUCUUUCCAAGCUUCUCCGUCAAGUGUGAUUCGAUUAUUGCAUGCUGUAUUGUGUCUGAGAAUCUUGCUUUUCCCUUUGUGAAUGUUGAGACCUACUGCUGUUGCUACACUGGUCGUCUUCUCCUGCAUUUGUUGUUGCGUGUGCGAUAGAAGAGCCAGAUCAUCUGCGAAGUCUAAAUCGUCCAGCUGCAUUCUAGUUGUCCACUUUAUCCCAUGCUUCCCCUCAGAUGUUGACGUUUUUAUGAUCCAGUCGAUCACCGGAGAAAGAGAAAGGAUGAGAGUAAGCAACCUUGCCUAACACCGGUCUUCACUUCGAACGACUUUGUCAACUGUCCUCCAUGCACAAUUUUGCAGUGUAAUCCAUCAUAUGAGUUCUGUAUGAUAUUGACUAUCUUCUGAGGCACGCCGUAGUGUCGAAGAAGUUUCCAUAGUGUUGUUCUGUCCACGCUGUCAAAUGCCUUUUCGUAGUCAAUGAAGUUGAUGUAGAGUGGUGAAUUCCAUUCAAUUGAUUGUUUCACAAUGAUCCGUAGUGUUGUGAUUUGGUCUGUACACGAUCGAUGCUUACGGAAUCCUACCUGUUGGUUUCGAAGUUGGGGUCUACGGAUUCCUUCAUCAUGUUUAACAAUACUCUGUUGAAGACUUUUCCCGGUAUUGAGAGAAGAGUGAUGCCCCUGUAGUUAUCACAGUUUCUGAGAUCGCCCUUCUUUGGUAUUUUGACCGGAAGUCCUUCUUUCCAGUCUGUUGAUAUUUGUUCCUCAUCCCAAAUCCUAUUGAAGAGAAUGUGGAGUAUCCUUGCAGUUGCCGCUAGGUCUGCUUUUAGUGCCUCUGCUGGGAUAUUGUCCGGUCCUGCCGCUUUGCCACUCUUGAUUUGUCUGAUGGCCAUGCUGAUUUCUUCAAUUGUUGGUGGGCCAACAUUGAUUGGGAGGUCCGUGGUUGCUGCUUCGAUGUUGGGUGGGUUCAGUGGAGCUGGUCGAUUCAAGAGUUCUUUGAAGUGUUAUACCCACCUGUUUUGUUGCUCUUCAAUGUUGGUGAUUACUUUGCCUUCCUUGCUUUUCACUAGUCGUUCUGGUUUGCGGCGAUUUCCAGCGAGUUUUUUUGCUGUAUCGUACAAUUGUCUCAUGUUUCCUUCUCUUGCAGCCUUUUCAGCCGUCAUUGUUAGAUCAUUUAGUUGAUUCAUCUUUUUUCGCAUGGUCUGAUAGAUUGAAUCUUUGUCGAUCUGUCUACUGAUUGACAACUAAAAUUUUCAUCAAAUGUCCGAAAUAGACUUUACAAUUUGGAUAUUAGAAGAGAUUUAAAAUCAGUCAAACAUAUUUUUUCUAAUGGCAUUAGCCUUUGCAAAGUUACAUCUGUUUAUUAAACCUACCGACACCAUAGAUCCAGAUAAACGACAAGAAGUCAUGGAGCUUCCGCAGCAAUUCACACUUCGUUUUUUUGCUCUUUAGUAAACCUUUUUAACAAAGUAGGGAUUUAUGACACAAGUAUUCCGGUCGGUAUGAUGACAAGUGAAUGUCCCUACUUUGUUGAGGUUGUAGUUUUCUGCUAAGUGUGUAUACAUUUAGUUAGCUUGCACCAUCUUUGCAACUAUCGACAUUUCGCUUGACCGACUUAACAUAUUGGAUGUAUUGUAAUAUGGGUAUGAGCAGUCCAAAGUAAUCAGCUUAAUGUUUUUGGAACCACGAGACAUAAAAAGAAUUUUAAUUGCAUAUAUAUUACAUUUUUGAAAAUGUCAUCUGUGCGUUUUGUUUGAAGUAGUGUAAACAUACAGAUAUUUCAUGUAUUUAGUUUUUACCUAAAAAUCUCAAGUCAAUGUUCAUUGAUUGUUUUUGUUUCUUAUUUCAGUCAUCGAAUGAGUUCCAGCAGCUCCAGAAUUUGAUUUCCGGUAACUGUUCGUCUUCAGUUUCCUCUCAAAAUGAAAAUGCUGUAAUUUGUGAGUAUUCUCAGCCAAGUUCUGUGACUGAAGUUGUCAAUCAGAAUGAAUUCACAAAUCUCGAUGAAUCUAACUUUGAUUCCUUAUGUUAUCUUACUGAGUUGCAACGGGAUUGUUCAGAGCUCCCUUAUACAAAUCUGACUGUCAAAUCUCUUCCUCGUCGAAUAUCUUCGAAUAGUAUAUUGCGGAAACUCCACUAUUUGGUCAAACGUAACUCUUCAGAACGUUCUAUCUGGUUGCAUCAACGUUCAACUCAAAAUAUCCUUGAUUCUACUAAGCAUGCUUCGAAAACUUUUCAAAUUCUUAGAGUAUUUCGUAAUUAUUCAGAUAGUUUGCCUGGAUUAGUAGCAUUCGGUGUGCGUGAAGUUGUAACACCUUUAGAAAAUAAAACUGAAAUAUCUAAUGCUAAUGAAAAUGUAUCAAACAAAUUCGCGAUCCUCCUUCUACCUAUUUCUGGUGUCCCUUUUGUUACAGAAGAGUUGUUUUCAUCCACUGCAACAAAUUUCGUUUUAGGCAAUGAUUUAAAAUGUGGCGAUCUUGUUAUGGUAUUUAGUCCAUGGUUAACAUAUCCUUCUCAUGAAUUCAAUAGUUUGCCUGUGAUGUAUUCAUUCUUCUGGGUUGAACGUUUAAGACAUGAGGUUUUAAGUGAUGUAGAAAAUGAUUUUCCUAAUUCCCAAAUAAUCCCUCAUAAACCUGAACUAAUUACUUGUUCAUGUUUAAUAUCAUGUGAUGCAUUUAUUGUUUUGAAUUGUCCAAAACGUUUUAAAGGAUUAGCAGAACCAAAGUCAUCUGUCAUUCAAACGUUUCAGGAUUCUUCCGAAAAUAUGUUGACAGAAAUAUUUAAUAGGAAGUGUUUUUUAGUCUUGGGUUGCUAUCGAUUUUGGUUACUGAAGAAAUUAAGAUAUAUUCUAUUAGUUUGGCAUUACAACGAUUGUCCUGGACUAAUUCUUCUACCAGAUCAGCUAGUUCAUUCGGGUAACCUCAAUAAUCCUGUUGUUUCUUAUCAAGAUUUUCAUAUUGGAAAUGUGUACACAUCCGAGUCACUUUUACAACUUCCUGAUAAUCAGUUGCAGGCUAAUGUUCAAAGGGAAAUACAUAAUCACUUAAAUGAAAUUAAACAUAGUUUGGAUUCGAAAUAUGUCAAUAGUUUAAAUCAUUUCAUCCAUGGUUCAAUUAAUCCCCAUAUUUCUAUCAGUGAAAAUACAUCCAUAGAAUAUUCAAACUGUUCAAUAAAGUUAUGGGAUGCUCGUGCAUCUCGUUUCAAUUUGGUAGAAUCAAAUUAUAUUCACUUCAGUUUGUCAACUCCAUACAAAAGUAACCUGGGUAACUAUACGCGCUGUUCGAUCAGUGGUUACUUAGUAUUUGAGCCAGCAGAAGGUUCACUUGUCAAAGAUGUUAUUUUCGAUUUGUAUAAUCAUGAAAGUAAAAAAUUGAAAUGUUCUUUAAAAAAUCUAAAUAUAUUUACUAAUGAACAAAAGUCUACACGAACAUUUUACUUAUGGAUUUCUGAAUCUGUUACAUCAACAUUAAUUCCAUGUAUUUGUUUAGUCGAUGUUACUUCACCUAUAGAGUUAAUUUACGAACAAUUAUUUGCUAUCUCUUCAACAUCAAACUUUUUAUCUACUACUGGAUUUGGUGUUUAUAUAAUCAUUGAUCAAGGAUUAUUUUUUGAUAGUUUCAUUCUUCUAGAUCGUUUUACGUCAAUUAAGACUGAGAAUUACUCUCAACAUUCUUCAUCGAUGUAUGCUUUAAAAAAUUCUCUCUCCAAACAGAUUUAUUCCAACUAUAUUUUAUUACAGUCACUUGAAGAUGUGAAUAAGUUACGUGUUCAUCAAAUUGUUAGUUUUUCAGGUACAUUGAUCCAUGUAGAUACAAGUCGAUCACAUGUUUGGUCUAUUUGUCCUUAUUGUGCAUGCGCUGAUUUUGAAAUAUAUUCUGGUGUUGAUAAUAAAGUCAAAUAUUUUUCUAAACAAGAAAAUUUGAAAUGUGUCCGAUGUUUAGCGCUUUUAUCAAAUCCUCUUGAACGAUUGGAAACAGAAGUACAAGUUUUAAUUAAUUUUGACAACGAUCAAUCCACUGUUAAUAAAUUGAAAAGACAUAAAUCAUCUGUAGAAUUGACACUAAAUAUGGCCUCUUGGAGACUUUGCAAAUUACUCAAUGUAACACAAUCAAAUUUGUUGAAGGGAUCAGGCCUCACUGCACAAAAGUUAGUAAAUUGUCAUUUAGACAAUGUAAUUGGAAUAGUUGUGCAUAUACCAAACAAAGUAUUUUCAAUUGAUAAUGUACAAAAAUACAGUGGUUAUUUGAGAAAUAUUUAUGUGAUCGAACUAGAUCAAAUGGGUAAUGGCAAAUAAAUGCUGUAACUAUUUACAAUGGCUUUAUAAAUCACAAUCGUUAUUAGUGUUGGCUUUUCAAGUGCAGUUAAUUACCAUAUGUGAUACAUCGUCUAUAUUUGUCUCGUGAUUUAUUUCUAUCAUUCAAGCUACAGGAACAGAGAAUAAAAGAUAAAUAUAUACAAACAAUUUUCCAUCAUUUGUAAAUGCUUUUUUAAUUUUGUAAAUUUCUUUACAGAAUACUAUUUUGUGCAAAAAUACAAGUUGUUUGUGCGUUUUC